CUAACUUCAAGUAACCCAUGCACUCCCUCUUGCUCCAUCUCUCCCCCACCCAAGUCGCACCAGGUUCCCGUUCUAACCUAGCAAAUAGCUAACCAUGGCCUGUUUCCUUUAUCAUUGUUACAUUUUUGCAGAUCUUUAAUUCAUUUGUUCUAUAUCUUUCUACAUCACUGUCUAUAUCUCUUGUUUCCCUUUCCCCUAAAAGUCUGAAGAAGGGUCUCGACCCGAAACGCCACACAUUUGUUUCUCUCCAGAGAUGCUGCCAGUCCCGCUGAGUUACUCCAGCAUUUUGUGUCUAUCUUUGGUUUAAACCAGCAUCUGCAGUUCCUUCCGACACAUAAUGUGCUGGGAAUAUUAAUUUGGUAAAAUUAAUUGAGGGAUCUAAAUUGUGGAAUAACAAGACAAUCUAACCUACAAGACAAAUUAAAAUAACAAUUGGUAGGGACAAGGAAGGAAAACUUGCACACGUUACAGGUCACAGGAGUCUGGAAUCAGCAAACAAAAUACCUAUUGAGAAAUUAAGUCACUUCAAUGAAGCAUCCAGAAUAACUUGCUUUCAUUUAAAACACAAUGCUCCCGAUUAGAAAUUUAAAUGUAAAAUUCUGAAAACACUCAGCAGCUCAGGUUUUGGGUUGAUAUUUUAUAAUUUGCAAUUUCAUAGAAUCAUGCAGCAUGGUAACAGGCCCUUCGGCCCAACUUGUCCAUGCUGACCAAGAUGCUCUAUCUAAGUUAGUCACAUUUGACCACAUUUGACACAUAAUUCUCGAAGCCUUUCCUAUCCAUGCACCUGUCCAAAUAUCUUUAACAUGUUGUUAUAGUACCUGUCUCAACUACUUCCUCUGGCAGCUCAUUCCAUUUGCCCGCCACCCUCUGUAUGAAAAGGUUGCCACUCAGGUUCCUAUUAAAUCUUUCCCCUCUCACCUUAAACCUAUGUCCACUGGUUCAUGUUUCCCCUACUCUGCGUAAAAGACAGUGCAUUUACUCUAUCUAUUCCUCUCAUGAUCUACAUAUAUUCAUAAGAUCAUGCCUCAGCCUACUGUGAUUCAAGGAACAAAGCCCUAGCCUGCCCAACCUCUCCCUAUAGCUCAGGCACCUCGAGAAACUUCCAUAACUGAAACACUGCUAUUGGAAGAUAUUCACAAUGCUUCUGAUUAACAUCAAGAAGCUAGAGUAUUUUAUGGUCAUAUGUCCCAAAAAACAUGAUUUUAUACAAAAUGAAUGUAUACAAAAUAUCUUUUUAUAGAAGAUGGAGCUGUUCUCACUGCUUGGUUUGGGAACAGCUCCAUCCAAGACAGCAAGAAAUUGCAGCGAAUUGUGGACCAAUCCCAGACCAUCACACAAACUAACCUCCCUUCUAUUGACUCCAUUUAUAUCAUAUGCUGCCUUAGCAAGACCGGCAGCAUAAUCAAGGACGAGUUGCACUCUGGCCACUCGCUCUUCCCCCCUCUCCCAUCAGGCAAAAGGUAAAGGAGUGCAAAAACACACACCUCCAAAUUUGGGGACAAUUUCUUCCCAGCUGUUAUUAAACAACUGAAUCAUCCUACCACAAUGACAAUAAACUAAACUGUAAACUGUACACUUCUGUAAGAUCACCCUCCGCCUCCUUUGGUCAUAAGAUCAUAAAUCAUGAGAUCACAAGUGAUAGGAUUAGGCUUUAACUGGACAAGGUAAAAUUGUCACCAUCAGUCUGAAGAAGGGUUUCAGCCCGAAACAUUGAUUAUUUCCUUCGCUGAGUUUCUCCAGCUUUUUUUUGUGUACCAUAGGAUGAGGCUAUUCGGCCUAUCAAGUCUACCUCCUAACCCCAUUCUCCUGCCAUCUCCCCAUAACCUCUGACACCCGUACUAAUCAAGAAUCUAUCCACCUCUGCCUUAAAUAUAUCCUUUGACUUGGCCUCCACAGGCUUCUGUGGCAAAUAGUUCUAAAGAUUCACCACAGAUGGUAAAUGUACUAACUUUACAAUCGCAUUUCCCCUAGGUUUGCAGGAUGCCACUGCACCAUGAAUUGCCAUUGCACCAUGUAUUUAAAAGACACGCUUCUAUUAAAUGAAAAGCUUGGAGACAGCUAUGGAGCAGCUGUAGAUUUAUGGUAAUGUCAAGCAGUUUGGGACUUCAGCCUAAACAGAUCAAUAUGGAACACCAUAUCCCAAUUCACCCUUUACCUGAAGAUAUCCAACAGAUGCCCCAGAAUGAGACCGUUUGUAAAUAUUGUGGAGUUAGUUACCUGAUACAUCACGAAUUUAAAUUAAUGGAAGAAAAAUUAAAAGCAAUGGAAGCAGAAUUGGAAUAUUACCGUGACAGUGUUGUUCGGGAAAAGAAAUUGCAAGGAGAACUUUAUUCAAUAAACCAGUGUGUGGAACAGCUGAAAAAUGAUAACGGAGAGAAGAACGAACGAUUGAACGUCAUGAGUGGGCAACUAGCGACCAAGCAGAAAGAACUGGAGGACUCGCUUCUGAAAACGGAGGUCAUUUCAGGCCAGCUAAUCGAAGCACAGAGCCAACGAAAACUUUUCAGGGAAAGAACAAAGCGGCAAGGACACGUUGUGGAGCAAGCUGCCUCUUCCCUUCAUGGAAUAAAGAUUGAGCUAGCUAAGCUUAAGGAGGACGUAAGGGGCAACUUGGCGAUAUGGGACCCUUUCAGCAAAACUCUGGCGCACUGCCUGAAGGUCACAAACAGUUCUGUACAGUUGGAAAUGUUUGGAUUGCAAGAAAGCGUUAAGAAAUCAAACGAGGAGGUUGAUGCUCUUCAACAUCAAGUAAAAGAACUGCAUCUUUCAACAAGUACGGUUGUAUCACAAACCCAACAAAUUAAUGACUUAGCACAGAAGAAGUCCUUGCUUCAAAUCAGAUGUCAUGAGUUGCAGGAGCAUGCACUCGAUCUGGAAAAUCAAGUUAACACUCAGCAGCUACAUUUCCAGAAAGUUACCGAGGAAAAGGAACACGGCAAAGAAUUGUUACUGAAUAAAUCUAAAGAAGUGGCAGAUCUUCUUUCAAGGCUAACUAAACUGGAGUGUGCAGAUGAAGAACAGCAAUCCAGACAUUGCAAGGAAAUAAAGGAAAAAGAGGAAACAUGGCUGCGUUGUGUACAGAAGUGUAAAGGCUUAGAAGAGCAACUGGAGGUGAAAGUCCGUAAGGAGUCGGAAGUGGAAAACCAAUCUUCAAAAUCUCUGAGUGAAAUUAUGACUCUAAAAGAUGCCCUUGGUCAAGUGGAGGAGAAGCUUGUGGCAUUAAAACAGGAAAGGGAACAGAUGAUAAUUUCACAUCAAAACAGGAUUGAGCAGUUGCAAGAAAGCUUUCGACAGAAGCUAAGCAGUGAAGAAAGCUGGAGAGCAAAAAUGGAUUCAGAGUUAUCCAAGCAGCAUGCAAAACAUUCCACGGAUCUGAAGGAGUUAACACGGCAAAUGAAGGAAGAGGCAAAGGUUGAAAUAGAUAUUGAGAGAGAAAGACAUCAAGAGCUGAUAACCAAAUACAGAGAAGAAUACAAGGCACUCCAGACAAAGGUUCCCGAUUUAGUCAAUGCUGCAACCAAAGAAUUUCAGAUGGAAAUCAGUAGCGUGAAGAUAAAGCUUCAGGAGGCCCAGUGCCAACUCAGCCAGGAGGAGCACUGCAGAGACGAUGAAAUCAGUAAACUGGGAAAAAUAAUCUCUCGGCUGGAGACCCAGUUGAAACAGGAACAGAACAGAGUAGAGUCCAUGAACGAGGAGCUGAGGACUGAAGUGCAGCAGAAAUCUAUCGAGACAAGAGAAAGCCAACAGGUGAUACUGCAACUCAGAGAGGAGCUGUGCCAGACUGAAGAAGAGAAUACUUUCCUUGCGGAAACCGUGCGCAGAGAGUGCGUGGAGCGCUACGAGCUGACGGAGGCCCUCACUCAGGCCCGAGAACAACUGAAGGAAUUCAAGAAGCUGAGCAGAGAGCUCCCACGUUCUCAGCCGCCAGCCAGCCAAGGAAGCCUGAGCUCUUCGUCCUCGCACGCGAGCAGCCAGGCGCGCAAGUCACAAAGCUCUCCCUCCAACAGCAGUUGGUCAAAAGCCAACGGCUUGCAAGGGCUCCCGGCAAGAACCAGUCCCUUAAACAGUGCCGGCUGCACCUCUUUGCCAGCCAUCCCAGUGCUGCACCCAGCAAAGGGGAGGACAGCAUCUGUCAGUGAAAUCAAACAGAGGAUUGCAGCGGCUGUAAAAAGAAAAUAGUCUGGGUCCACAAUCAGGGUGCUUGCGAAUGGAAUCAACGCGACCAGACUAUUCAUCAUUGUACAGGCUUGAAUAUAUUGGAUCCUAGUGAUGAACUUAAACCAUGUGUCUUCUGCAAAGUGGUCGUGCAUUCAUCUAAGUCAAGGUUACUAAUUGCAGUUUCCUAAUGAUCCUGACAAAUCAUGACCUGCUGACAAAUAGAAUGAUUCUCAAGUCCAUUGACGCAGCAUUCUUCCUUGUGCUUUCUCUGGUGCCCCGUAUGCUUUCAUUUUUAGCGUGGAGUACUCACAAUUUAGCAAGGUACUCACAAGGGUGUGCCAACUCAGGGUCUAUGUAUUUUCUUUAGCACACAUUCUAUUUCUAUCUUUUUGAAAUAUCCAAACAAAGCUCUGGGACUCAUUUCCAAUCUUCAUCAGCUUUUAUGCCAGUAGGGACGGCACGGUAGCGCAGCAGGUAGAGCUGCUGCCUCACAGCGCCAGAGACCCGGGUUCGAUCCUGACCUCGGGUGCUGUCUGUGUGGAGUUUGCACGUUCCCCCUGCAGUGCAUGGGAUUCCUCCUUGUGCUCUGGUUUCCUCCUACAUCCUAAAGACGUGCGGGUUUGAUCUGUAAAUUACCCCUAGUGUGUAGGGAAUGGAUGAGAAAGUGGGAUAACAUGGAACGCGCCAACAGGCGAUCGAUGGUCGGCAUGGACUCAGUGGGCCAAAGGGCCUGUUUCCAUGCUGUGUGUAUCCAUUAAUGAAUUUUAAUAAUUGAUGCUUCAGUUCUCAAUCUUCAUAUUCAUUUACCCCAUUUAUAGAUGCAUGUUAUUGUGCUAUUCCCCACGGCCUUCAUUUGGCAAUCACGCUUAGGUGGGCCUUCGUUACGUAUACGAGUCCCACUUCAUCAUAAAGUAAAAGAAACCAAUAUGAGCAAGUUUCUGCCUACAAAGUUCAUGUCAUAGAAGCAGAAUUAGGCCAUUCGGCCCAUCAAGUCUACUCUGCCAUUCAAUCAUGGCUGAUCUAUCUCUUCCUCACAGCUCCAUUCUCCUGCCUUCUCCCCGUAACCCUUGACACCUUGCUUUUGCCUUGUGCCUAAUAGGACAUUACAGUGUCAGGGCCUUGAUAAAAAUAUUUAUCAACUGGUCAUACACUAUUCGUUUCCAAAUGUUAGUUCAGUUUAGAGAUACAGCGCUGAAACAGGCCCUUCAGCCCACCAGGUCCGUACCGACUAGUACCCCACUAGUACACACUAGGGACAAUUUACAUUUAUACCAAGCCAAUUAACCUACAAAUCUGUAUGUCUUUGGAGUGUGAGAGGAAACCAGAACAUCCGGAGAAAACCUACACAAGUCACGGGGAGAACGUACAAACUCCGUACAGACAGCACCCAUAGUCAGGAUUGAACCCGGGUCUCUGGCGCUGCAAGUGCUGUAAGGCAGCAACACUACUGCUGCGCCACCGUGCCAAAUACCAAAGGUUUUAUCAUAUGUUAUUUUUCCAGCAACAGCCAUUGAAUAUCUUGAGGCACCCUGGUUUUGUUCCCUCUUUUAUAAAUACGUAGUAUUUCACAAAUCUAUCAGUUCUCUGAUACUGUUCCAUUAUCGCCUUCCUUGGAUAUGCAUAAAUGUCAUUGAUCAUAUACAUAUGCCAUAUUUCAAAUUUGAGUAUCAUCUCCCCUUAAUUUUGAUAUUGCUUCAUUGAAAUUAAAUAUAUAUGUUUGAUUACUCAAUUGAGAAUUAAUUUGACAUUAAAAUAUAGUCUUAGUUUAUCCUUGCCAAAUUGAAUUAAAAUUAAAUAGAUCUUCCAAAAUAUUUCCUUUUAGUCUUCAACUGUAUAGUUUAGCAUGAUGAAAUACGAGUUGAAAUAUUUUAUAAGUUUAUAAAGAUGAAUAUUUUUAUAGUAACCCAUGGAUGGAUAAUAACAAAAGUAAUAAUAAAAAAAGUUUUAAACUGUAAAUGGAAAUAUACGUAUUCUCGUUUGCUUUCUUCUGGUGCAAAGUUAACUGCGUGAUUCCCAAUGUGAUUUACAAUCCUAAAGAUAUUGGAAUGAGAAAAAGAGACGGAUGAAAUCCAUAUGAAAAGCACAUUAAAAUUUCUCUGAACUUUAGAAAGAAAAAUAUUAUUCUACGUGCCUGUUGCAACGUUCCUGAUCUGCAGCAUUCGAUAAAUUAAAGUCUCAUUUUCGAGUGAAUCAGCUGCUGCAGCCCAGCUGCCUCUGGAUCUCAAGAAUGUACGUUGGUGCAUUCCAACAAUGUCGGCUUGGAAGUCGGGCAGUUUGGCUCAAGAAUCCACAAAUUGUGCUGUUCUGUUUGAAGAAACACAUGGAACAAUUUACGGAGGUAAAGCCCAUCAAUUGAAUGCCACAUUUAGGGAAGGUUGAUUUGGACAUGUUGAAGGCGAAGAAAUAACGUGUUAAUUAUGCCAGUUCAUUUGCAAAAUGUAUACGUAAUAUAUUUGUCAGGUGGCACUACUUUUAUUAAUAUUGUCCAAAUUUAUAUGGGGUCAGCGCCAUAUAUUUGUAACCAUUUUACGAUCAUGUUGCACACAAUUUCAAAAUUAAGUAUUGAUGCAGAGUAUUUUGACGCUGUAUUGUCAUCCAUGCAUCGGUUUUGCCUUACAGCACUAGAGACCUGGGUUAGAUCCUGACCUCGGAUGCUGUUUGUACAGAGUUUGUACGUUCCCUGGUGUGACCACGUGGGUUUCCUCUGGGUGUUCCACCUUCCUCCUACAUUCCAAAGACGUGCAGGUUUGUAGAUCAAUUGGCUCCGUAAAUUGUCCCUAGUGUGUAGAAUAGAACUAAUGAACAGGUGAUAGUUGAUUGACGUGGACUGGGUGGGGCGAAGGGCCUGAUUCCAAGCUGUAUCUCUAAUACUAAAUUAAAACUAUUGCGCAACCAAAGGACAAAGGACAUUUAUUGUCACAUACACCAAUUGGUGCAGUGAAAUUUGAGUGACCAUGCAGUACACAAAUAAGAUAAACACAACAUUAUAGAAUUUAACACAAAACAUAAAAAACAUUCCUCCACCGCAGAAUCAACGUUUCCCACAGUGACGGAAGGCACCAAAGUUCAGUCCCCUUCCUCUGUUCACCCGUGGACGGGGCCUAUUGAGGCCUCCGCAGUCGCCACUACGGGCCCGGUGUUUCAGGCCCUCGAACAGAA
Messenger RNA from Leucoraja erinaceus (little skate), 7317 nucleotides. RefSeq names its product leucine, glutamate and lysine rich 1 (gene lekr1). Bases 2080 to 4179 code for a protein of 699 amino acids. The record is from RefSeq and is a predicted model, not a curated record. Lineage: Eukaryota; Metazoa; Chordata; Chondrichthyes; Rajiformes; Rajidae. The transcript is spliced from 13 exons.